GGCAGCUUGGCCCUUGCUGUGAGGUGAAGCUUGCGGAGUUUCUGUUCACGAGUUUCUUGAGGACCGCUCGUCCAGCGCAAGCAGCUGGAUCGUCACAUUUCGGCCCGUAGGCAUCGGACGGUCGCGGCGAGAGUUGCCUUAAAACUGCCCAACAUGGAGUCUGAUCUUGGGAAGCACCCCACGUCUUGCGACACCUUUGUGGCCCUGCCACCAGCCACGCGCAACGACUGCGUCGUGUUUGGCAAGAACUCCGACCGCCCUGCUGGGGAAGUGCAGGAGGUAGUGUACGUGCCCAAGACGCAUCACGAUGCUUCUGCCAAGCUGCAGUGCACCUACAUCGAGGUUGACCAGGUGUUUGAGACCUGUGCGGUCAUGCUGAGCAAGCCGGCCUGGAUGUGGGGUGCCGAGAUGGGUGCCAACGAGCAUGGUGUCUGUAUUGGAAACGAGGCUGUCUUCACGCAUCUCAACGGACCGGACGACCAAACAGAGCGACUACUCGGCAUGGACCUGGUGAGGCUUGGCCUGGAGAGGGGCAAGACGGCUCGCGAGGCACUGGAUGUGAUUGUAGCACUGCUGGAGAAGUAUGGCCAGGGUGGUCCCUGCUCUGACACGGAUCCUUCGUUCACAUACCACAACAGCUUCCUUAUCGCUGACUGCACUGAGGCAUGGGUGCUUGAGACAGCUGGAAAGCUGUGGGCAGCCGAGAAUAUCAAGACUGGCUGCAGGAACAUCUCCAACUGCCUUUCCAUUGAGACCAAGAUUGACUUGUGUAGUGAAGGGCUGAAGGAGGAAGCCAAGAAGCGGGGCUUCUGGGACGACAGCCGGGGGGACCUAAAUUUUCGUCUAGCAUUCAGCACGGGUGAGGUCGACAGCCGUUACACGUGCGGCAAGCAACUUCUCGAAAAGCUGUCCGCAAACGGUGACUUUGAUGUGAGCUCGAUGACAACAGUGCUGAGAGAUAAGGAUAGCGGGAUCUGUCGGGGCACCGAGCACAAGCGACCGACUGCUGCCAGUCAGGUUUCGGUGCUUGCUCCUGCUUCAAGCAAGAGGCUCUCCUGUCACUGGUUCACGGGCACACCUGACCCAGCACACUCUGUGUUCAAGCCUUUCAUUUUCUGUGACCACGUGCUUCCUUCGCGACACAUCGUCUCGCCUGUGUUCGAGCACGACCCAGCGAAGACCAAGCCGCGGUUCGAGUUCACCGUCGAUCGUCGCCACACCUUGUACCGGCACCAUGAGCAGGCCUUGAAGGCUAUGCAGGCGGGAAGCACCACAGGCAAGGAGCUGCACGCGCUCAUGACAGAUCUAGAGGCCAAGUGCAUCCGCGAGGUAGACAGCUACCUGGACAAUCCCAGAAGCGCUCAAGAGCUCCAGGAGCUCUUCAAGGAUGUCGUGGAGAGCGAGAUCAAGUUCUACAAGUGAACGGCGGCGUCCCCUUGCACGUGGGGCACGCGCACACACCGCCUCAUGCAUUGUUCGGCGAGUCACACCAACUGGCUCGUUCGAUGCCGUUGCUCCUUUUCUUUACCUCGCUGCACUGCCAGUGUUUCUCAACUCAGGGGGCACCCUGUGUGUUCGGACCUGCGUUCAGGUUGCGGGAGCGCUUUUUUUUAUUGAGUUUCGACGAAGCUUUUUGAAUUUUUCACUGGUGUUUAUUGUAGCAGUUAUUAUUAAAUGCCAGCUAACUAGGCAUGACAUCGUAAUGUUUAGUGUGAUACUGCCUUAUACGCUUGCAUUGCAUGGCUGUAGGCUCCGUGUGUGUUGAUCUGAAAGCAGACUUAAAUGAGCCUUUCUUUGAUAGGUAAGGGUAUGCUUGUUUCAUCUUAAUGUUUCGUCGUAUGCUCUUAUUUGUUGAGGCAGUCUUGUGUGUUACACGGAGGUGACUUAUUUGUGCAGUGUUCCUAUCGCAAGACUAUGAUAUAGGGAAUCAAAGCCCUGCAAUGCUUGCCUUUUUUCUAAGUCAUCUUGCUUUUCUUUUUCUCCAUUUUGAAACAAGGGUCUUAGUGCGUAGUAGGCUGUGUUUCUGCAUGCUGUGAUAUAUUGCUUUUGGCGUACUAGUUGUAGCAUAGAAUCAAAGGCAUUUGCUUACGUGUGUUACAUUGAUGCUGCAGUUCGGGCUCGGCAUUUUUUGAGAAUGAUGUCAUGAUUUUGGUACUGGCAACAUGCAAGAUGCAUUGCAUAAAGGCAGAUGGACACAAACCCGUAACCAGUUGAUUCCUAGGUUCCCUUUUGGGGACUUCAUGAGCAACAAGGAACCACGAGCAUUGGUCAUGGUUUCUUGUUGCUGAGGUUGCUGGUGUCGGUAAAACUGCCGCGACCCUAUAAAACUUUCUCGGAAUGCCACAGGUAGUUAGUACCAAAACUCAGCAUCGCUGACUACAGUUGUUAUGGGCAUGAUCAAAUCAAAGAAUUCGCUGAAUGAUCAAGUACCUCCAACUGCAUGCCACGUUUGGUGCGUCAGCAAGGAUCUAUGAUCACGUGGUCAAUGCUUUGGUCAUCGAAACCUCACUAGUAACUGUUUCUUCAAUUUCCAGCUUUAAGGAAUGUUAAAGCUGCUUGCCAUGUAAAAUAAGAAGCAUAUCUUGAGAGGUAGUUAAACUACAAUAAAACUACAAUGAAUGUGAAAUGGCGACAACCUUGAGUGAGUGGAGUUUGCUUACAUAGCAAUAUUUAUUUGCAUGUAUACCUUUGCGAAAGCUUUCAUUUUGUAGUCUGAUUUCUUGCUCUGGUUUGUUGAGAUGGAGACCUGCGGUCAUUGCACUUUGAUUGAGAAGUGUUCGGCCGUGGUUAUGGCAGGUGUUACAAGCUUUUCGCUGCGGCUUCAUGUCGUGCCUGCGUGCACUUGCCUAAAGGUGAAUGAAAUGCUUCCACAUUCAGAUCGUGUCUUCUUGCAGCUGUGCAAGUCAUAAGCAUGCUACAGAGCUCUUGCUUCCUUGAUGUGAUGUGAUGAUGGGCCGUACGCAUAGUUCAUGAUUUGAUACAUUCCACUCGAGGAAGGAUCCAGUCGACUUUGUAUGACAGUGUGAGAGGGUUUCGCUAAGAAUAGCGCCGUGUUGUUCAUUAGCGGGCAACGUGAGUAGGAGUGUACGUGCAGCGUGUUGCAGGAAGAGAGAGUGUGAUGUAGAAAUUGUCUUCAAAUUGUUGACGAGUUACAAGAAAGUAGGUGCGAGGGGAAACUUGAAUUCUCUUAAGUGCCAGCUCAGAAGCAUUGUGGGCUCUCAUUGUCUUUUAUUCAUUUUGGGAAAUGGCUGAAACUAUAAAAUUAUCUUUUACUGUUGGUAGGGCCUCCCCUAUUGCUGCUCAUUAAUCGGCCACCAUUCACAUACUGUGAUAUAGAACUACAAGAACACAGAGGCAGGGCUGCAUAGACGAAUUGAGAAUUGGCACUGGUUCAUCUUAAUUUUACCGUUUGGUAGAUACAGCACCGUGUGUAGGCCUCUAUUGUGAAGUAUGACAACAAGCCAAAGUUGUUACUUUUUUAGUUCCUAAUCUAAAGCCUCUCUCGAGUCCUGGUGAUAAGUGCUUCAAGAACAUCUUCUUGAAUUGUACCCAAAGCCACUUAGUGGUUGGUGGUUUGAAUUCAUAAUUGUUCUCUUAUGCACGUUGCAAGCAUUAUUUUUUUCUUUUUCAGUCAUUGAGGUAUGAACUUCCUGUAGGUAGGCAGUGGUGUGUUUAUAAACUGAGGACUGUGGCAUGUGUGAGCAGCAGAAAUGGUUGUGAAACAACAGGCAUGAUCAAUCCUCAUUAGAUUAGCUCUACAAAUUUUCAAUGCUGCGUUUCAUGCUUUUGUCUCACGAGGAGUGAGUGUGCUUGUAAUUACCUUUUGCUCCUAUAUGACACAUGAUUCAUUCCAAAUCCGUCAUUUCACUUUUUGUUGUUUUUUCUGUCUGCUUGAAACUGCACAUAUUUUAAUGUUGAAUCUUAGAUGGCCAUGCCUGUUAACAAGCCACGAGUUAUCACUCGAGUGAUGGACACUACGAUUGUUCUCGACAAAUGAGCUUACUCAAAAUGUUCGCAAGGUAUAGGGAAUCACAAUGCCUGGCAGAAUGGCGUCUUUUUGCUGUUCGGAUACUUUGCCGGUAUGAAGCUCUGAUCAAAAUAUAUAGAUCAGUCUAAAUGAACAUGUUCGGUCAUUUAAGUAGCUUGGUGAAAGCUUUGCUGCUACUUCACGGCUAGUUGGGCGAGGCCAUGCUGGUCACUGCAAAUGUCAUGUGUUGCUGCCUGCACAAUUCAGAGGCCUGCUUAUUGAGGCUCGUCCAUUACAAUGCAAAUCGCCAGUAAGCAGUGUGAUAGCACUUUCAUGGGCAGAUUGGAACCUUUGUUAUACAUUGAACAGGUUACAGAUGGGAGCUGUUACUUCAUCUUUAUCGUGGUGGCACCGUUCCAGCCCUACGUUUACAUAAUUCUUCACAAAAAAGCGAUAUUCUCUGUAAGGCUGAUUCUUUGAAUACUUUAAAAAACUGGUUCCUGUAUCCCUAUCUGUGCUCAAUUUUUCCAUUUGUGCACCUUUAAAACGAGCACACAUGUGGCAAUCACUUUUAAAUAUUUCUUUAGUUUGCCCUUCUUUGAUGUUUUUUAAGUGACUAGAUUACAAUGUGUAGGCAAGGGUGAUGAUGCGGGGUCAUUUUCAAGUAUAGUUUGCAUGAUAUCAGCUUGAGAGACACACGUCAAUCCAUCUUGUUGCUCUCAGCUGCAUGGAUAUUUUCAUUUGCACAAAUGCAUGUGUAACUUUCUAGUCCUUCCUACUGGGCAACAGGCAUUUCAUGUUCAAGCCAGGCACAAAUUGGCAUUGCCAGAGCUUUGCAUUAUACCUGCACUAGUAAAACUUAAAGCCAUGAAGUAAGCAUUCAUGUCUUCUAGGUAAUGCAGUGGGGUUCGGGGUUUUGUUUUCCUGGGACAGCAGGUGUCAGGUGUUUGCAGCUUUGCUACAUCAGCCUUUUCUGAUGUCAUUAAUAGUGCACAAGACUGCAAGGGACAUUUUUGUUCACUUUUGCCUUAAUGAGAAGGUUACUGUCCAUGGCUCCGCUAGCAACGGUUGUCUUGUUUCUGUGUGCAGCUGGCCCUGGCUGCCAAAUUGUGCCCUGCUUUUUGGUAGCACAACCAUGACCCUGAGCCCAGCUGUGCUAGGCUCUUUUCUUUCUGGCUCUGUGACUGCAGUUCUCUCUACUGAAUACGCCUAUAUUGAUGCACCAUUCAUGUGUGUUAAGCCAAAAAUAAUUCUGAGUGUACUUGGAGCUGUGUAGCGAUAGCUCUACUCCCAUGUUUCGAGGGAUCUUAAACUGCUGCAACCUGCAUUUUGGAAUAUGCUGUGAUGUGAUCUUUUGUAUCAAUGUCAUGCGCAAUGUGAUACAGAACUGAAUACAUGCUUAAGCUGAGCCGUAUCAUCAAAAACACUGCAAGUCAUCCUCUUGUUCUGACAACCUUGUCAAGAAAGUUCGGCAAAUGCAUUAGGCUCACUCUAAGUGUUAUUCGUGGAGCAUAAUGUUAAAUGUGAAAAGCUCAAGCGUGUUUUUGCGCACAUACCAUGGCAUACUGAAGUGUGGCAGUUGUUGGGUAACUACGACACUUAUGGCCAACAAAAGCUUGCAACCUGUUCAGUGAAGUUCGUAUGGUUAUUUUUGAGCUAUAGUUUACUCUUAAUGCCAGUGGUUCCUUUUUUAUUUAUGUUAUCGUGAUGAAUUGGUUGCAGCAAGCAGUGUUUUCUACAAUGAGGUAUUAUAAUGCCUGUGGUAAUUACCUUUUUUAUGAAAUUUGAGUGUGCUUUGAGUUUAGAGCAUUACUAAGUUUGUUGUAUUAAUUCACUAUUAUUUGAAAGUAUUGACAUUAAUAAAAUAUGACAGCUUCA
This is a messenger RNA of Rhipicephalus microplus (southern cattle tick), 5845 nucleotides long. RefSeq names its product secernin-2. Gene Ontology annotation, molecular function: dipeptidase activity; cysteine-type exopeptidase activity. The record is from RefSeq and is a predicted model, not a curated record. Gene Ontology annotation, biological process: proteolysis. NCBI's taxonomy places the organism in Eukaryota, Metazoa, Arthropoda, Arachnida, Ixodida, Ixodidae.